GAGCUGGUACCCUCCUGGUCACGGAGAUGUCUACAACUCCCUCAAGAGGAGCGGACUCCUGGAAAGGUUCCUGGAGGAGGGCAAGGAGUUCAUCUUCAUCUACCUGGGAGCCACCGUCGACCUCGGUAUCCUCAACUUUCUACUGCAUCCUCCGAAGGACUCGGUGCCAGCAGAGUUUGUGAUGGAGGUGACAAACAAGACGAGGUCGGACGUGAAGGGAGGCACUCUCAUUAACUACGAGGGAAACCUACACCUCCUGGAGUUUGCUCAGGUGCCGAAGGACAACGUGGACGAGUUCAAGUCCAUCAAGAAGUUCAAGGUGUUCAACACCAACAACCUGUGGGUGAGUCUGAGAGCCAUCAAGAGACUGCUGGACGAGGAGACCAUGAGGGUGGAGGUUAUCGUCAACAGGAAGAGUCUGGAUGGAGGAGUGAAUGUGAUUCAACUGGAGACAGCUGCUGGUGCUGCUAUCAAGAACUUCAAUGGAGCAGUUGGUAUCAAUGUUCCUCGGAGUCGUUUCCUGCCAGUGAAGAAGACGUCGGAUCUGCUGGUGGUCAUGUCCAACCUGUUCCAGCUGAGAGACGGGACUCUGGUCCAGAACCCAGCCCGGCUCUACCCUGAACUACCCCUCGUCAAACUCGGAGAACACUUCUUCAUGAAGGUUCGUGAGAUGCUGGAGAGGUUUGAGAACAUUCCAGACAUGUUAGAGUUGGACCAUCUCACAGUGUCUGGGCUUGUCGUUACACAGGGCACAGUAAUCAUCAUUGCUAAUCAUGGGGACAGGAUCGACAUCCCCUCUGGAGCCAUGCUAGAGAACAAGAUAGUGUCAGGAAACCUCCGGAUCUUGGACCACUAG
Molecule: messenger RNA, 856 nt
Organism: Geodia barretti
Lineage: Eukaryota; Metazoa; Porifera; Demospongiae; Tetractinellida; Geodiidae
Source: the annotation of a GenBank genome assembly